AUGGUUAGCAAAAAGAGCAUUGUCUACUACUACCACCCAGAAGUUGGGAAUUUCCAUUAUGGUCCGCGCCACCCUAUGAAACCACAACGGUUAGCUGCACUCAAUAAUCUCGUAGUCCAUUACGAACUCGAUAAAAAGAUGGAAAUGCGCCUCACGCCGAGAGCAAAUGCAAUGGAUAUGAGGCGAUUCCAUUCCAAAGAGUACGUGGACUUUCUUGAAAGGAUAUCACCACAUUGCGCUGAACAGUACGAACACCUUUUCGCGCAGUUCAACAUCGGAGAAGAUUGUCCUAUUUUCGAUGGUAUUUUUGAGUUUUGCUCCAUUUAUACUGGAGGAUCUUUGGAGGGAGCCCAACGCUUGAAUCAUAAAGUUUCUGAUAUUGUCAUCAACUGGAGUGGAGGUCUUCACCACGCUAAAAAGGCUGAAGCAAGUGGUUUUUGUUACGUGAACGAUAUUGUUAUAGCAAUCUUGGAACUACUUAAGUAUCACAAAAGGGUACUAUACAUAGACAUCGACAUUCAUCACGGAGAUGGUGUCCAGGAAGCCUUCUAUUUUACGGAUAGAGUGAUGACAGUUUCUUUCCACAAAUAUGGCAGCCUCUUCUUCCCAGGAACGGGAAGUAUCUAUGAUCUGGGGCAAGGUACCGGUCAUUAUUUUGCUGUUAAUGUGCCUCUACAACAGGGAAUUGAAGAUGACGAUUAUUUAUCAGUGUUCCGCCCUGUGAUUGGUCAAGUGGUAGAGAGCUUCCAACCAGAAGCUGUAGUUUUACAAUGUGGAGCGGAUUCUCUUGGAUGCGAUAGGCUUGGAUGCUUUAAUCUCUCCUUUGACGGUCACGCGGAAUGUGUUCGCUUCGUGAAAAGUCUAGGAAUACCGAUGCUUGUUUUGGGAGGUGGAGGAUAUACAUUAAGGAAUGUAGCUCGAUGCUGGGCCAACGAAACUGGCGUCCUUCUUGAUGUUGAAAUGACCAAUGAGAUACCGGAAAAUGCAGAAUACCUUCCCUUUUUCGAGCCCGAAUUCACUUUACGCCCUGAACUGCCUAAACGUGCUGAUAACCAUAACUCAAAAGAGUUUCUCGCUGCAAUUCGUCAAGAGAUAAUUGAAAAUCUCCGUCAAGUGAAAGGCGCUCCGUCCGUUCAAAUGAUUCCUAUUCCUGAAGACUUGCUGAACAUCGAUACAGUACUUCCUCAUCAAGAGAUAGGCGAUGAAGAAAGACCUAAGGACUUUGAAGAGACCGUUAUCACCUACACUGGAUGA
Molecule: messenger RNA, 1254 nt
Organism: Necator americanus (New World hookworm)
Lineage: Eukaryota; Metazoa; Nematoda; Chromadorea; Rhabditida; Ancylostomatidae
Exons: 11
Coding region: 1-1254 (417 amino acids)
Cellular component (GO): nucleus
Molecular function (GO): histone deacetylase activity
Source: RefSeq, a predicted model, not a curated record